CAUCAGUUAACCACACUUUAUUUCAGCACCAACUACUCACUGGUUGCUGCCUCCACAGAAGGCUACAUUUCAAAAAACCUAAUAGCCACAAUAAAUAGACAUAACCAGUGCAUCGCUUUCCCCUACACAUGGAACAGCAAACCAGCAUUUGGGGAUUAUGUCUGUUUCUCAUCUUCCAUUCCCUUUUCUUCCAUCAGUUGCUUUUGGCUGCCUCUCAGUCAUUGUCCCCAGAAUUUACAAAACUCACGUGAAAAAUGCAAAAGUGUGGUUUUCUGUUUUUUUGGAUUUUUUUUGUAGCUGGUUGGUUUUUGUUUCUUGCCUCAAAAAUAAUAGACAAUAGCCUUCUAAAAAAUAAAUCAGCUGUGUUAGAUUCCAGAAGCAUGAAUUGCUCACCAAUGCUGUCAAGUAAAUAGUGUGAUUCUUGGGGCUGUCCUGUGCACGGCUAAGAGUUGGACUCGAAAUGGGUGCCUCCCUCCUCAGAACAUUCUGAUUGUGUGAACUGCAGGGCUUGACCAGUGUACACACACCUCUUCGCCCAUCAGUCAAAGGCUGCUCCCUCGCAGCCCUCGGCCGCACCUUUUCGGUGAUCCAGAAACCUCUCGGGCGCGCUUUUCCCGGACGCGGCGCUGCUGUAUCGCAACCAAGCGCCGGCCGCCCGCCUGCUGCAAAAGGUGCUGCAGUAAAGCGCCGCGGCACCGCCACCUCCCCGCCGGUGCGCGGAGCGCCGCUGCCAAUGCCGCUGGACGCCGAGCCGCGCUCCGCACGCAGCCCCUUCCCAGCGACUCCCGUCCUGCGCACGGAUGCGCACCCCGCCCCAAGGAAUCAGUAUUGCUGAAAGCACAGAGUUUUGAAAUAAUUUCUUCAUUGACACCAACUAACAGUUAGAGGAGUAGAUCUACUGGCAAAAAUGGGUCGAUCUAAUUCUAGAUCACAUUCGUCAAGAUCGAAGUCCAGGUCUCAGUCCAGCUCUAGGUCAAGAUCCAGAUCACAUUCAAGAAAAAAGAGAUACAGUUCUAGGUCUCGGUCAAGGACGUAUUCCCGAUCUCGGAGCAGAGAUCGUGUUUAUUCUAGAGAUUAUCGCAGAGAUUACAGAAACAAUAGAGGAAUGAGACGUCCCUAUGGUUACAGAGGAAGAGGUAGAGGGUAUUAUCAAGGAGGAGGUGGUAGAUACCACCGUGGAGGUUAUAGGCCUGUGUGGAACCGAAGACACUCCAGAAGCCCCAGGCGUGGCCGCUCACGUUCCAGAAGUCCAAAACGAAGGUCUGUGUCUUCCCAGAGGUCCCGGAGCAGGUCUCGUCGAUCUUACAGAUCCUCCAGGUCCCCGAGGUCUUCUUCAUCUCGUUCUUCAUCCCCAUACAGCAAAUCACCUGUCUCUUCCAAAAGACGUGCAUCUCUGGAAAAGCAGGCAAAGAAAACUGAAGGGGCUCCUUUGCAAGACAGUCCCUUGAAAAAUAAAUCACAAGAUGAACAGAAAGAUACGUUUGAACAUGACCCAUCGGAGUCUCUUGACGAUUUUAACAAAUCAUCAGCAGCUUCUGGAGACAUUUGGCCUGGCCUUUCAGCGUAUGAUAACAGUCCAAGGUCACCCCAUAGUCCUUCUAUUGCCUCCCCGCCUAGUCAGAGUUCAUCUUGCUCUGAUGCCCCUCUGCUUAGCACAGCCCACUCAGCAAAGGACACACCUCAGCAUUCCCAUUCCAUUCAGCAUAGUCCUGAGAGAUCUGGCUCUGGUUCUCUUGGAAAUGGUUCUAGCCGCUAUAGUCCUUCUCAGAAUAGCCCAUUGCAUCAUAUCCCUUCGAGGAGAAGCCCUGCAAAGACAAUCCCAUCACAGAGUGCCCCCCGUGAGGAGGCUCGGGUGCGGUCAUUUUAUCCUGAGGGUGGUGAGCAGGAAACUGCAAAAGGUGGAAAGUUUAUGAAAAGGUACACAGAUGAAGAGUCUAGAGUAUACCUGCUUGAUAGGGGUAAUACCAGGGAGAAGGAGGCCCAGAAGGAGAGAGGAUCAGAAAAAGGGAGGACAGAGGGAGAAAGGGAAUGGGAGGAACAGGAAACUUUAGAUUUUUUCGUUGAUAAAGAGACUGGGAAGGAAAAGUUUAAUGACUCUGAAGGGGAGGACACAGAGGAGACAGAGGAUUACAGACAGUUCAGAAAAUCUGUCCUGGCAGAUCAGGGUAAAAAUUUUCCUACUGCAUCUCACCGGAAUGCUGAGGAGGAAGGAACCAAAUACAAAUCUAAAAUAUCAAUCAAGGGCAGUAGAGAGAGCGAUGGAUUUAGAGAUGAGAAAAGUUAUAAGCUUAAAGAGACUGGCUAUAUAGUGGAAAGGCCUAGUGCAACAAAAGAUAAGCACAAGGAAGAAGACAAGAGUUCUGAGAGACUAAUGAUGAAGAAAGAAACUCAGUCACCUGAGCAGGUAAAGUCUGAAAAGCUCAAAGAACUCUUUGAUUACAGUCCUCCUCUACACAAGAAUCUGGAUGCGAGAGAAAAAUCCACCUUCAGAGAGGAGAGCCCACUUAGGAUCAAAAUGAUAGCCAGUGACUCCCAUCGUCCUGAAGUUAAACUCAAAAUGGCACCAGUACCUCUUGAUGAUUCCAAUAGACCUGCUUCCUUGACUAAAGACAGGCUGCUUGCUAGCACACUUGUCCAUUCCGUCAAGAAGGAGCAAGAGUUCCGAUCCAUCUUUGACCACAUUAAGUUGCCACAGGCCAGCAAAAGCACAUCAGAGUCAUUUAUUCAGCACAUUGUGUCCUUGGUUCACCAUGUCAAAGAACAAUACUUCAAGUCGGCUGGAAUGACGCUAAAUGAGAGAUUCACUGCGUAUCAAAAAGCAACUGAAGAGCACUGCACCCGACAAAAGAGCCCAGAAAUACAUAGGAGGAUUGACAUCUCUCCAAGUACCCUGAGGAAGCAUACCCGUUUAACAGGUGAAGAGAGAGUCUUUAAGGAAGAAAGUCAAAAAGGAGAUAAAAAAUUAAGGUGUGAUUCUGCUGAUCUUCGUCAUGACAUUGACCGACGUAGAAAAGAACGAAGUAAAGAGCGAGGAGACUCAAAGGGUUCCAGGGAAUCCAGUGGGUCAAGAAAACAGGAGAAAACUCCAAAAGAUUACAAGGAUUACAAAUCUUACAAAGAUGACAGUAAACAAAAAAGAGACCAAGACCGUGCUCGGUCGUCCCCAUCUUCCUCCCCAUCUUCUUCCUCAUCCAGUUCUCGAGAAGAAAAGGAUUGCAAGAAAGAAAGAGAUGAAGAAUUCAAAACCCACCAUGAGCAGAAAGAAUACUCUGGUUUUGCAGGAGUCAACCGGCCAAGAGGCACCUUUUUUCGAAUUAGGGGCAGAGGAAGAGCCAGAGGAGUCUUUGCUGGAACAAAUACUGGUCCCAGCAACUCAAAUACUACUUUUCAGAAGAGACCGAAGGAAGAGGAAUGGGAUCCUGAAUAUACCCCAAAAAGCAAGAAAUACUUCUUGCAUGAUGACAGAGACGAUGGUGUGGAUUAUUGGGCCAAAAGAGGAAGAGGUCGUGGUACUUUUCAGCGCGGCAGAGGGCGUUUUAACUUCAAAAAGUCAGGUAGCAGUCCGAAGUGGACACAUGACAAAUACCAAGGGGAUGGGAUUGUGGAAGAUGAGGAAGAAACAGUUGAGAAUAAUGAAGAAAAGGACAGACGCAAAGAGGAAAAGGAAUAACCUGGAAGAAAGUUGUAGCUGAAAGAGCAGCUCUUGCACCACCCACACAACAUUUUUAAUAUGUUUUUUUGUUGUCAAAUGAAUGUAAGCAUUUUACUUAAAUUUUACUGUUGGAAAGUAGUUUAGAGAGAUUGUUUUCGUUCUAAGCCUUUAGAAAAAAAUCAUGAUAUAGUAAACUAUGUUAAUGAUCGUACAGGUAGAAAGUAAAAUAUUUGUAACAACUUUUAAGAAAUUUUACUGUUUGUUAUAUGCAGUGUAAUUCUGCUUUGUCCAAAUACAUGGUCAAGUACAACUCUAAAAGUUUUGAUUCUCCCCUAUGUCUGUGUUUUAUUCUGAAGUAAACUUACAGCUCUGCACACCUGAAAUCUUGGAGCAGCAU
This is a messenger RNA of Ficedula albicollis (Collared flycatcher), 4049 nucleotides long. RefSeq names its product BCL2 associated transcription factor 1 (gene BCLAF1). Bases 908 to 3670 code for a protein of 920 amino acids. Gene Ontology annotation, cellular component: mediator complex. Gene Ontology annotation, biological process: positive regulation of transcription by RNA polymerase II. NCBI's taxonomy places the organism in Eukaryota, Metazoa, Chordata, Aves, Passeriformes, Muscicapidae. The transcript is spliced from 13 exons. The record is from RefSeq and is a predicted model, not a curated record. Gene Ontology annotation, molecular function: transcription coregulator activity; DNA binding.